GAACCUUUAAACGGCUUAACAAUCUCAAUCAAAGAUAUUUUUUCUGUAAAAGAUGAAACAAAUACAUGUGCUUCAAAAUUCUUAAAAGAUUUUAAACCUGCUUAUGAUUCAGCUGUUGUAAGCUUAUUGAAAAAAUCGGGAAUCAAGAUCUUAGGAAAAACUAAUAUGGAUGAAUUUUCAAUGGGAUCUUCAAGUUCAUUUUCUCAUUUCGGUCCAGUCCUUAAUCCGAAUGGAGUAUCAAAUAAUCAAAAGUUUAGAAGUCCAGGUGGCAGUUCAGGUGGAUCAGCUGUUACAGUUGCUUCAGGACUUUCUGAUCUUGCGAUUGGCUCUGAUACAGGUGGUUCGACUAGAUUACCUGCAGCUUAUUGUGGAGUAGUAGGAUUAAAACCAUCUUAUGGCGCGAUUUCUCGUUAUGGAAUGGUACAAUAUUCUCAUAGUCUUGAUUGUGUUGGACUUUUUUCUAAAUCGAUUGAUUUGAUUCAUAAACUGUUUGAAUCUUUGGUAGGACUUGAUAAACGUGAUCCUACUUCUGUUGAGUGGAAAUCAAAUCCAGAAACAAAAACCACCAGCAAAGAUUUAUCAGAUCUUAGAAUAGGAAUCCCAAUUGAAUACUAUACAACUGAUUUACAACCUGAACUUUUUCAAAGAAUACGUCAAGUUGCAUCAUCCUUAAAAUCAAGAGGGGCUACAUUAGUUUCAGUUUCAUUACCUUCCACUUCUUAUUCUCUGGGAGCAUAUUAUGUAAUAGCCAGUGCAGAAGCAAGUAGUAAUCUAGCUCGUUAUUCUGGUGUACAUUAUGGUAUUAACACUUCGAUUGAAUCUUGCAAUCAAUCUGAAAAAAUGUUUGUUGAAAGUCGUUCAAAUGGAUUUGGCGAAGAAGUAAAAAGAAGAAUUUUACUUGGUACUUAUGCUCUUUCAGCCAGUGGCAUGGAGAAUUACUUUUUAAAAGCUCAAAGAAUAAGAAACAAGAUUUGUGAAGAAUUUGAUUCAGUGUUUAGGAAGAACAAUCAAGAAGAUGCUAUUGAAUCAAAUUCCGAAAAAGUUGAUAUCUUAUUAACUCCUCCAAGCUUAUCAAUCGCACCGGAACUAAACUUGGAAAAAAGUAAUUCGAAUGAAGAAGGAGAGGAGAUUAGGAAAAGUUGGGGACAAGAUCAAUUAUUAGUGCCUGCUAGUCUUGCUGGAUUACCAUCACUUGUGAUACCUUUAGAGAAGAUUGAAGUUCAAGAAGAUAAAGGUAAGAAAUGGCCAGUGGGAGUUCAAUUGAUUGGACCUUGGGGUAGUGAG
Messenger RNA from Melampsora larici-populina 98AG31, 1284 nucleotides. RefSeq lists its product as uncharacterized. The record is from RefSeq and is a predicted model, not a curated record. The transcript is spliced from 8 exons. Lineage: Eukaryota; Fungi; Basidiomycota; Pucciniomycetes; Pucciniales; Melampsoraceae. Gene Ontology annotation, cellular component: glutamyl-tRNA(Gln) amidotransferase complex; mitochondrion. Gene Ontology annotation, molecular function: glutaminyl-tRNA synthase (glutamine-hydrolyzing) activity. Gene Ontology annotation, biological process: glutaminyl-tRNAGln biosynthesis via transamidation; mitochondrial translation. The annotation marks the transcript as partial.